Molecule: messenger RNA, 12957 nt
Organism: Gallus gallus (chicken)
Lineage: Eukaryota; Metazoa; Chordata; Aves; Galliformes; Phasianidae
Gene: TRPS1
Product: transcriptional repressor GATA binding 1
Exons: 8
Coding region: 3805-7749 (1314 amino acids)
Biological process (GO): regulation of transcription by RNA polymerase II
Cellular component (GO): nucleus
Molecular function (GO): zinc ion binding; RNA polymerase II transcription regulatory region sequence-specific DNA binding; DNA-binding transcription factor activity
Source: RefSeq, a predicted model, not a curated record
AGUGCGGAGCGCGACGCGUGGGGCGCGGAGGCAGCACCAUGAGCAGCAGUAAGUUCGGGGAAAAGUUUUUUUUUUUUUUCCUUCCCCCCGGGGGGGGGCUGGGGUCCGCGCACACCGCGGUGGGAUCGGUGUUGUUAUGUUUCGUUUUGCGUGUUUUGUUUUGUUUUCUUUUUUUUUUCUUUCCUUUUUUUUUUUUUUUUUUUUUUUUUUUUUUUUUUUUUGCAAUCAGAGCACGGAGAGACGUAAAACUUUUCCUUCUUAAAGGCGAAGCUCUGCCCGCGGCGCUGCCCUCCCCGCCGGCCUGGAGCUGCCCCGUGCUGUCCGCGGUGCAAUGAAUGGGGUGGGCGCGGAGCGGCGGCUCCUCCGGGGGCUUUGUUCCAGGCACCGCGCAACUUUUGGGCCCCCCGGCUUUUUUUUUUUUUUUAAUAGACAUUUAAAAUCAGUGAUAUUUUGGUAAACUUUGGAGAUAGGGAUGUGCUGAAGGGGACGUAUCUCAGUGCCAUCCCAGUGGGUCCCAGCGCGGUUGCAGCCAGAACACCCCCGGCAGAUCCCGCUGCAAAAGGAAAAGUAUUUCCUACCCCAAACAGAGCGUUCUGCGCCUAUUGGAGGUGCGGAGCGCGCUGCCUCCGCUGAGCGCGUUUGGAAGGCUGAUGGGAACAAGCAGCAAUUCCCUACGCUCCGGUUUUAUUUAAUCGAGUUUAGUACAGGAGCCACCGAAGUGCCAUCCCGGCAGUGCUCCUCAGCUGCAGCCGGGGAUGUUGGUGGCAUCAGGUUACUUUCCUGUUGGUUUUAGGAAAAGUUGAGCACGCAGCAGAGGCUGCCAGAGUGAGACAUGCGAGGGGCAGCGGAGGAGAGCGGCGGGCAGAGCCAGGUCCUGACGUGGCCAAAAUGGGAAUGAAAGGCGCGGGGCUCCGGGCUGCGGCGAGGUUCCCUCGUGGGUCCGGCAGCACGGAUCCCACCGGUGACAUUUAGGGAAAACCUCACCGGGUGAGGAGCUUUUUUUAAGUGCUCCGGGUCUGUGAGUAAAUAGAGGGCUUGUUUGAGAACAUCAACUAUUUCCUGUAAGUUGUGAUGCUGACAGGACUGUCUGGAAAUGAUAUCAACACUUCGAAAGAUUUUUUUUUUUCUUUUUUUAACCGCUGAAUGAAAGUUUGCUAAUAACGUGGUCAGACCAAAGCAGUGGAACACUUCUCUACAGAGUAAAAAAUAGACAGAGAGAAAGACUUUUUCUUCUUUCCUCUUGAAAAAGGCGUAUCUACUGCCAGGGACACAUAGAGCCAGCGGUGUCAGUGCCUGUGUGUAUGCCGGCUGCUGGGGCAGCAGAAGGCUCCUUUGCCUUCAUGGGAUCAGGAGAAGUUGGACAGAGAACAGCAGUCAGUCCAUAACCCGCCCUGCUCGCUCCGGUCCUCACUUUCUGUUGUUGUUGUUGCACAUAAGAACUUUCCUCUCUCUUUGAAACUUUGCGCGUAUGUAGUCACAACAAAGUAAGUGAAGGGCAAAGUUGCAUCAGCUUCCAAGCUUAUAUGUCGGAUCUUCAACGGGCUCUCAGUAAUCAAGACUGUUGUUUCUUUUCUUUCUUUCUCUAUUUCAUAGUAACGUUAAUAAAGGAAAAAAUGUAAAUAGCAACUCCAGAGAUCUGAGACUUCCUUGGGCAUCAAACAUGCUUGCAGCCAGGUUACCCUCUCUUAUUUUAAUGCCUUCGGAGUGUGAUUUAUGCUGCUGCUGAGUGGGGUGCUUCUGUCUCUAUUAGCGAUUGAGUGCGUCCAGUAUUACUGUAUGACUCCAUCUCAGGGUUACGUUCUAUCAUGUGUUGCGCAUCAGGCGUAGGAACUUGCACAGCGCGCGCUGUUACCGUGCUGCAUGUGGGGAACAUUAUUAUUCACAUGUUGUGAUUGCUGAGCCCCGUGUGGACCUGAGUGCCUCUGAGGUGCAGUGGCUGCUGUUAGAUCUCUGCGUUUCAGGCAUGUUAUAUUUUAAUGCCAGCUGACAGAGAGGGUUUUCUAUUUUCAAAGCAUUGUGCAAACAAUGACUAAUUACUUUCUGUUCGUGUGAAUUACCUCUUUUAGCACUUUAUCAGGCAGUCGCUUUGAAACAAAACUGUUUUACAUUACAGUGCGAAAGAGUUAAAAAAUUAGCAAAGACGUGUAGGGAAAAACCAAAAUUUUAAUUACAAACAGGCAUCUUUGGGUACGUAUUUAAAUUGUUCUUUUUAUGUGGAACUUUCCUUCUGAGUUUGGGAGGGCGUAUACGUAUGAAUAUUUAUGUCUCUUAUAAACUCUCGACGAUAUUUUAAUGUAAUAAUCUUAAUAGAAACCGUCUCAGAUCUCAGCGGCAGCCGCGCUGGCAGUAUCGCCUUAAUAAAGGUUUGUGGGUAGCACCAAAUAUAACAUUGUGAGAAAGUUUAUGGCAAAAUAUUUUUGAACACGGCGGGCUGGGAAUCUGACAACCCUUUUUGUUAGGUGCGAGUAAAGUGGAAAUAAAUUACAUUUUUAAUACAGUUUCAGUUAAAAACAAACUGCCACCUGGUAGUAAAAGUAUCGGCCCGAACAGAAAUAUAUUCUGAUGGAGAUAUUCAGCUGGGGUGCAAAAUGAGGCCAUUCAUCCACACACUGACAGCGUUCCAGUCGGUGUUUGCCCUGCUUAAUUUAGUUCCUCCACACACCAUGGGGCAGUCUGGGGCUGGUUUUGGCAGAGCCGGGCUGCCGGGAGCUCCGCGCUUUGUCCCUGGUGCUGCACCUCGGGAGGCAAGAUGCAGUUGGUUAGCAGUAACAGCGGACAGGUAUAUGGAGGAAAGGCAAACGCUUUCUUCUUUGUUUCUGAAACUUUCUGAAGUUCCUACCUAGUGAGAAAACAAUGCCAUUUUCCAGUCCUGGUGAUUAAUAGUAAAACCAGCGUAGUCUGUACCCAUCUAUUGUACAAAUACCAUUGCCUGCUGACCUUUGGAUGCAUUAAUUACAGCAUAUCUGGUCCAGGUUCUACUAUUUUUGUCUGUCUGGAAGAUAAAUAAAAGUGCCCUUUCCAGUCCUCCUGGAGAAGAACUUUUUUCUUGGUACUGUUGUGAAUUAUGGAGUUCAUUUUUUGAAUGCUGUGCCAAUGGCGCUCUCUUUUUCUUUUCUAAAGAUAAGUUUGCACCAAUGAGGGAACAUUUGCUUGCCCGAAGACUGCUUUCAGUUCACUUCUUUCUGCGUGUAAAAACUUUCUAGGCUUUGCUUUUUUUGGAGUGUGUUUGCUAAUUAAAAGGAAAAAAAAAAACAUAAUGAGUUCUAUUGGAUGAUGCGAAGGAUUAAAGCACAAUUACACCCCGAAAGAGCAAAUGUUUACAAGGGCAAGACAUGUAGCUGCGCCGUGUGGAUGAUGCUGGCUGCCUGCUCCUUGAUGUAGGUCGCACCUCAUCAAUAAGGCCCUGCCAGGGCUGCGUGCAGGACCAGAUGUGCAGUGCCUAGCGCUCAGCAGUGCCACCGGGACAGGACAGGGAGCAGUGCCAUCCGGUUCCCAAUUUCGUCAGGCAGACCGGGGCUCAGAUUAAACAUGGAGUGAUGGGAGAAUGAGCGCUGCGGCCUCAGCUUAGUCCCCAGUGGACAUUUUGUGGCAGCCUGGGAGCGUCGCGCGGCUGAGCAUCGUCCGGCUCGAUUGGCGUCACGGGGUUUGGAGGAGUGUGGUGUAGGUGGACCAGCGCAGCCGUGUAUAUACAGAUCAGCUCUCAAAAUGUCUUCUGUGUCUUCCGUGCAUCUUCUAAGACAAUUGCAUUAGCCUGCCUGCUAGUUGACUAAUAGAAUUAAUAAUUGUAAAAAGCACUAAAGCCACAUGCCUUAUGAAGUCAAUGCUGGGUAUGAUUUUACAAAUAUGGUCCGGAAAAAGAACCCCCCUCUAAGAAACGUUGCUAGUGAAGGUGAGGUACAGACCCUUGAGUCUACAGGUACUGAGAGUGAAGAGUCUGGAAGGAAAAAAGAAUUUUCCACAGAGCAGAUGCAAGAAAAUACUGACCAGCCUGAUGCGGCAGAGUUGAAUAACAAGGAGGAGCUUUGCACGCAUGUCCAAGAGCCAUCUUCCAGCAUUAAAAAGGACUUGAAAAGCUCAGUGCUGAGUGAAAAGGCUGGCUUCAAUUAUGAAAGCCACAAUAAGGGAGGAAAUGUUCCAUCCUUCCCUCAUGAUGAGGUGACAGACAGAAAUAUGCUGGCUUUCUCAUCUCCAGCUGUUGGGGGAAUCUGUGAGCCCUUGAAGUCUCCUCAGAAAUCAGAUGCAGAUGACACCCAAGAUGUGGUCUGUGCCCCGUCAGGAGAUGCAGCAGAGACAAAUGAGGAGCAUCAGAUGUCGCCAAAAGCUUCAGAUGAAACGGUGCAAGUGCAAAGUGGUCAAACUGAUGGCCAAGGCUCAAGCCCAGUCCCCAUGGCCUCAAAAAACCCACAAGUGCCUUCAGAUGGGGGUUUAAGGCUGAACAAAUCUAAAGCAGAUUUGUUGGUAAACGAUAACCCAGAUACGGCGCCUCUGUCUCCAGAGCUUCAGGACUUCAAAUGCAACAUCUGUGGGUAUGGUUACUAUGGGAACGACCCCACAGAUCUCAUCAAACACUUCCGCAAGUACCACCUAGGACUGCACAACCGCACCAGGCAGGAUGCUGAGCUCGACACUAAAAUUUUGGCUCUCCACAACAUGGUGCAAUUCAGCCACUCCAAAGACUUCCAGAAAGUCAACCGCACUGUGCUUUCGGGGGUGCUGCAGGACAUCAAUUCCCAGAGGCCUGUCUUAUUAAAUGGGACUUAUGAUGUGCAGGUUACUUUAGGUGGAACCUUUAUUGGAAUUGGGCGGAAAACUCCAGAUUGCCAAGGCAACACCAAGUACUUCCGCUGCAAAUUCUGCAAUUUCACCUACAUGGGCAACUCGUCCACUGAACUAGAGCAACACUUCCUACAGACUCACCCAAACAAAAUGAAAGCAGCCCUUCCCUCCUCUGAUUCUGGUAAAACUUCAGAGAAAAACUCCAAUAAAUCCAGUCCUACUCUUCGACCAUGUGAUUCUGGAGACUUGGGGAAGUGGCAAGACAGAAUCACUGUAAAAGCAGGAGAUGAUACACCAGUUGGAUAUUCGGUGCCCAUCAAGCCUAUAGAUUCCUCUAGACAAAAUGGUACCGAUACAACCAGUUACUACUGGUGUAAAUUUUGCAGUUUCAGCUGUGAGUCGUCCAGCUCAUUGAAACUAUUAGAACAUUACAGCAAACAGCAUGGGGGAAACCAGUCAGGAAGCCAUCACCCAGAUAUGAAUGAUAAGCUUUCUAGGGGAUCUGUCAUUAACCAGAAUGAUCUAGCCAAAAAUGCAGAUGGGGAGUUAGUGACAAAGACAGAAAAGGGUGCGAGUGUGGCAAAAAAGAAAGACUUGACUAGCAAAGGAGCAGAGGACAGCAUGGUGACAAGCUACAACUGUCAGUUCUGUGACUUUAGGUACUCAAAGAGCCAUGGCCCAGAUGUAAUAGUGGUGGGCCCACUUCUCCGUCACUAUCAGCAGCUACACAACAUUCAUAAGUGUACCAUUAAACACUGUCAGUUCUGUCCCCGAGGCCUCUGCAGCCCAGAAAAGCACCUUGGAGAAAUUACUUAUCCAUUUGCUUGCAGAAAAAGUAAUUGUUCCCACUGUGCUCUCUUGCUUUUGCACCUGUCUCCAGGGGUGACAGGAAGCUCUAGAGUCAAACACCAGUGCCAUCAAUGCUCAUUCUCCACUCCUGACGUAGAUGUUCUCCUGCUUCACUAUGAGAAUGCACACGAAGCCCAAGCGUCUGAUGUCAAACCUGAAACAAAUACCCUGCAAGGCGCAGAUGGGCCGCUGACUCUCAAAGAGAACAAAGAACACUCAUGUACCAAAUGUGACUUUACCACCCAGGUGGAAGAAGAGAUUUCCCGACACUACAGGAGAGUACACAACUGCUACAAGUGCCGUCAGUGCAGCUUCACGGCUGUGGACACACAGUCACUACUCGAGCACUUCAACACCGUGCACUGUCAGGAGACAGACGUCACUACAGCCAAUGGGGAGGACAGUCACGGUGUUUCGGCUAUCAAGGAGGAGCCAAAAAUUGAUCUCAAGGUCUACAGUCUGAUUAAUCCAGACCCCAAAAUGGGGGAGCCCAUAUCUGACAGCAUAGUCAAGAGGGAAAAGAUAGAAGAUAAGGAAGUGCUUAAGGAAAAAGGCUGGACUGACAGUCCCAGUGAUGAUCUUCGCAACGUGCCCUGGAGAGGAACAGACAUUUUGAGAGGGAGCCCGUCAUACACGCAGACCAGUUUGGGCUUAUUGACCCCAGUGACCGUUGGCCAAGAGCAGCCAAAGCCUCUAAGGGAUAGUCCAAACGUAGAAGCUGCCCAUCUGGCACGGCCCAUGUAUGGCUUGGCUGUGGAGAGCAAGGGCUUCCUGCAGGGAGUGCCGGCCGGAGCGGCAGAGAAGGCUGGGCAGCUCACCCAGCCCUACCCUGGAUCCGGGGAUGGCAAGGCCAAGGAUGAAUCCCAGUCCCUACUGCGGGCUGCUAUCAGUGAUCAGCGAGAGACUGUGUCCAGUACAAAUGAGUCCAAAUAUGCAAGGAGACGUAGAGGCUCGGGUGUUUUUUGUGCCAAUUGCCUGACCACAAAGACCUCUCUCUGGCGAAAGAAUGCAAAUGGUGGAUAUGUAUGCAAUGCGUGUGGCCUCUACCAGAAGCUUCACUCGACUCCCAGGCCUUUAAACAUCAUUAAGCAGAACAAUGGUGAGCAGAUCAUUAGGAGACGAACAAGAAAGCGCCUUAACCCGGAGGCACUUCAGGCUGAGCAGCUAAACAAACAGCAGAGGGGUAGCAGUGAGGAGCAAGUCAAUGGAAGCCCCUUAGAGAGGAGGUCAGAGGAUCACUUAACUGAAGGUCAUCAGAGAGAAAUUCAGCUUCCCAGCCUCGCAAAAUAUGAGGCCCAAGGUUCAUUGACUAAAAGCCAUUCUGCUCAGCAGCCAAUAUUGGUCAGCCAAUCUCUGGAUAUUCACAAAAGGAUGCAACCUUUGCACAUUCAGAUAAAAAGUCCUCAGGAAAGUACUGGAGACCCAGGCAACAGUUCAUCGAUAUCAGAAGGGAAAGGAAGCUCAGAGAGAGGCAGCCCGAUUGAAAAGUACAUGAGACCUGCGAAACACCCAAACUAUUCACCACCUGGAAGCCCUAUUGAAAAAUACCAGUACCCACUCUUUGGACUUCCGUUUGUACACAAUGACUUUCAGAGUGAAGCUGACUGGCUGAGAUUCUGGAGUAAAUAUAAGCUGUCUGUUCCUGGGAAUCCACACUACUUGAGUCAUGUGCCUGGCCUACCAAAUCCUUGCCAAAACUAUGUGCCUUAUCCCACCUUUAAUCUGCCUCCUCAUUUUUCAGCUGUUGGAUCAGACAAUGACAUUCCUCUAGAUUUGGCGAUAAAGCAUUCCAGACCUGGGCCAACUGCAAAUGGUGCCUCCAAGGAAAAGAGUAAGGCACCACCAAAUGUAAAAAAUGAAGGUCCCUUGAAUGUAGUAAAAACAGAGAAAGUUGAUAGAAGUACUCAAGAUGAACUUUCUACCAAGUGUGUGCACUGUGGCAUUGUCUUUCUGGAUGAAGUGAUGUAUGCUUUGCAUAUGAGUUGCCAUGGUGACAGUGGACCUUUCCAGUGCAGCAUAUGCCAGCAUCUUUGCACGGACAAGUAUGACUUCACAACUCACAUCCAGAGGGGCCUACACAGGAACAAUGCACAAGCUGAAAAGAAUGGAAAACCUAAAGAGUAAACCUUAGCACUUAGCACAAUUAAACAGAAAUAGGUUUCCUUGAUGGGAAUUCAAUAGCUUGUAAUGUCUUGUGAAGACCUAUAAAGCACUUCAUAUAGAGAGCAUGCCUUAUCCAAUACUAAACCCCUUGUCUUUUCUUUUUCUUCCUUUUUCUUAAUUUUUUUUUUAAUUUUUGUUUUUGUUUUUGUUUUUUUCUUUUAAAUGAGUGGGUUACCAAGAAAAAAAAAGAACAACUGUAUGGUGGCCUGAAGGUGGAGGAGAUAGUAAUAUGGGACAUGGCCCACCAAAGCUAGUGCAGUGUACCAUGGCAAAUAACUUUGAGAGCAUUUUACCGGACAUUUGAUAUCUUUGCUAUUGUGUAAGAGACAUAACUGGCGAGAGUGCAAAGAUGUGUAUAUGUAUAUACUGCUGCAGAGGUAUAGUGAGCAUAUGCACAUUGUAUAUAAGAGCUAGACUUGUUAAAUAUACAGAUGUUAAAAGGUCAUUUUCUUUUUUUUCAAUUUGGGCUAAUUUCUACCCUACAACAUGCCUUAGGAUCACUUUUUCCUCAAAGCUUUGGCAGCAAUUUCAUCUAGAUGUUUCUCAGACUCAGCUGAUUUUUAGCUACCAUUUUAUCACUACAUUCUUUCUGGCAUACUUUAGUCUAGGAAAACCAUUUUCUGCUAGUGAAGUCUCUAAUACAGAAGCCACACUCCGGGUUUAAUUUGCGUGGAACAAGGUAACCUGCUGUAUUUUAUUUUAAUAUAUUUUAAUAUAUUACAUUUCUAAACCUUAGUCUAAGGUUACUUCUCCACAGGCUUAACAUUGCUAUACAUACCAGUCAGUCCCUUCAGUAGACUUAUACCAGCUUUUGCUAAGUAGCAUUAAAUGUCUUCAUAGUACUUUUUAAUACUUAAAGCUUUGUAAAAACUGUCCAUGAAGGGAAAGCUCCUCAGCAUAACUGCUCAGGGAAAUAGGGCUAAAUAACUAAAUAUUAAAUAAUUGGUUAAAGGUGCUGUUAGACGAGCCUCCAUGCUUGCUACAAGGGUGUACAAGAACUGACUUUAAUCAUUUUCAUUAUAGUGUCCCAACCAGUAGUUUAUUAUUUUGCCACAGGGAUGUAGAAGAUAUUACAAGCUACUGGAUGCACUGUCAGAUUAACUUAUUUCAUUAAAGAAGUUGGGAGAACAAAUAGAAAAAAAACCUUAUUUUUCUAGUAAAUAUUAAUGUAUUACAUUUCAAAUAAUGGUGCCUGACAUAUUGAAUAAUUAUUUUCUACAGUGUACGUAUGCAACAAAGAUAUUCCAUCAUGCAUUAGAGUCAGUUCUGGCUCUGCCUCGCUGUUUACAUUUGCAAAUGUAGCAAACAAGGUAAUGAAGCAACUAUUUCUAUUGCAGUAGGUAUCUUUUUUUCUGUGUGUGUGCAUUAAAGUUGUAAACGAUAACAUGAAAUGAAUGAAAUUUGUUGAUAUUAAUGGUAUGGAAAAACAAGAAGGAAAUGAAAAUAUUUUUAUGCCUACUUAGGAGAAAAAGGGUAGCACUAUUCAUUCCAAGUACUUUUGUAUUCUUAAGCUCUUAACUCACAUUGUUAUGCUUAAAAUGAUAAACAUAUAUCCUCUUUUUAUUGCUUUGUCUGUGUUUCAGAAGAAACAUUUCAGAAAUUAUUUUGAUAAGUGCUGUUUGACGAUGCAGCGCUGAUGUUUUAUUGCAUUCUGUAGUAGCAUUGCACUCCAUUUUUACAAUAUUACGCAGUUGCUUUUUUGUUUUGUUUGGGUUUGUUUCUUUUUCGCAGCGCAGGGUCUUAGCUCCUUAUGGUUGGAUGGCAGGUGUAGCUCAACUGGUUCAUGAAUGUUGCAGCGAAUGAAGUUUAAAAUGUCUUUCUGAUACUAUGUUGUCUUUUAUUUCUCCAUUCAUGCAUUUUAUUUUUUAAAAUGUUCUAUAAAAAUAUCUCUGGACUAAGUCCUCACUUGAGAUUAUAUGUAAAGGGUCCUAUUCUGAUCUCACUUACAUGCCGCCUUUCUCAGAUUUUCAUGUAAUUGAAACUAAAGCAUCAAAAAAAAAAAAAAAAAAAAAAAAAAGUUCUUGUAUUUAACAUACCUGAAUCUCACCACUCUCCCUUCUAGGAUUUGGUGCACUUAUAAGAUACUUAACCAGAUAGACAGGGAGGUGGCAGAUAAAAGGAGAGGUGAUAGGAGAUGUCUUACAGGGGUUGGCAAAAGGAAAACAGGGAGGAACUGGCCUAAACAUUCAGCACUUUGAUAGUCUUUUGAAAAAUAGCGUGCCUAAAGGAGCCGGGAAUGACCAUCACCAUGCAUGAGAAGCACUUACACAGCUGAUCACCAAAGGUCUCACUGACCUUGGCAGUGUUUGACAUGUUGCGUUUUCACACAGAUGAAACAUUAUUGCACAGUUUCUCUGAUUUGUUAGGCACAGACUGGCUAUUGUUCAGCAUUAGGCUUGCAUUCCUUCCUGCUCCACCCAUUGCUUCUAUACUGGUGAGCAGCAUAUGGAAAAUCCCACUCAAUCCAUUCAUGGUUGAGUUCUAUAAACCUUUAUUAGUGUUCUAGGUUAGCAAAGGAUGUUGGGCCACAUUCUUCUUAUUCUAUUUUUAGAUGAAUCUCCUGCUUGAUAGCAUUGCCGGACAAUGUCUGGUUAUGUUUUUACUAUUGUUCUCCAGUAAUAAGUUCUGACUUGGUUUUUGUUGAUUUAUUUUUGUUGGGUAUUUUUUGUUUCCUUUUUUUUUUUUUUUUUUUUUUUUCUGUGGGGACUGAAAUAGAUUACCCUCAUUUUGUUACGUCAGGGUCCAGUGUGUGUCCUUUUCAGCUUUUCCAAGAAACGUUAGGCUCACUUAGCAGUGAUUUUAUUGGCUUCAGAUUUAGCUGCCUGCCGGUUAUCAGUAGUUACUGUUUUGACUUACUUCUUUCGAGACGUACCUGUGGCUUCUUCACUGAUAGAAGCUGCAUCUUCAUGGCAAAAUAUGUAAUGGGGGACAUGCGCAUUAUAAAACUUGAGCACCGCCCUGUACUUCAUAGUAUCUCUUGCUACUCAGAAGCAAGAGGCCAAUAAGGAGAAAUACACCCAUCAGGGUUUGGGGAUGAGGAGAAAUGAAAUGUUAAGAGCGCAAAGAACAAGACAGUUUUUGAUAUUAAUAGUGCACCUAGAUAGUGCAAAUAAAAUUUGAGGAAAGUGUGUUAUUCUUGCCAUGACAUAUUGAGAUGUUCUGAGAUGUCUGUUUUGUAAAAAGAUGGGACUUUGCCAUAGCCUGUUCUCUUUGAUUGGGAUGGGGAAGCACGGUUUUGCUUAUUAACAAAAACGAGGUGAUUCCAUUCCUAUUCCAGUUCCCCUUAUGAUGGAUAUCAAUGAAAAGAAGAAUAAAUCCUGGCAUUUAAAAAUAAAUAUCCUGUGAAAUAACUCUCAGGUGGAAACCCAUCUUAGCACACACAAUUAAUUAGUGCACCCACUGCAUUUCAAUCAACUUACAGCACUAAAAAUUAAUACUUUCAAAGAGUCUUUAUUGUUCUUAGCGUUCCAGUGUCUUCAAAGUCAAAGUGUAGUGCUUCUCUUACUUAGGAGAGGUUGUUGGAGAUCUGAAAAUGCAUCUCAAAUGGGAUCCCAAACUGAGCAGAGGGUUCAGAAACAGUGCGUGGUAUCUAAACUUGCAGAACAGGAACAGUUUCCACUUCUGAUGAAUUGAGACUGUGUAUAGUGGACUUGUCAUGCAGCAUCUUCUGCAAACUGAACUGUCUUUAAGCUAUCACUGCAUGGCUACUGCCCCCUAGUUUAAUGCAGUACGAGAUGACGAUUUUGUGGAGCUCAGUUUGAGUUCAGGUCCCCAACUUUGAGCACUUUUCAAUAGAAGUUUUGCACCACGUUGCCUCUAUGCUGAAAGAUGACACUGGAUACCUUCUGCCUUUGCUUUGGCUAAAAAUUUACUGGUGCACCAGUGUCAGUUCUAAAAGAGAGAACAUAGAGACAGCUCAGGAAGUGGAGGCAUGCUGAGGGUGAGGAAGAGGUGGGCUUUUCCAACCAGGAGCAACAGAAGAAAAGUGACCAGUGCUAACUGUAUGCAGUGCUGAGACGUAGUGGUUGUGCGGUGGGGAGAUCUGAUUUAGAAGCUGUGGAUAAAUGUUUAGGAGUGGACUUUUAAGUCCAUCCCUGGACAGGACAGUGUUGCUUUCUAGUCACAAUAGCUUGCUUUAUGCCCUAAAGAUAUUGUCUACUAUCUGCUUUUGCCCAGGAUGCAUGAAUAUAUUCCCGUUCUUGCUCCUGUAUUGAUUUUUCUUGGCUAACUUAACAUGCUAAUUCCUAAUACUGGUCAGGAAAAGCCAAAGAGAUUAGAAGUUCACUUCUGUUCAGCCAGAAGGGUAGAUACAUUUCCUUCUGCUUCUGUGGAGACAGUUAUGCUUGGCAAAGAGUAGUGAGCAAUUUGUCAGCAUAUCCCGAAUGUGAUAGAUAAGUGAAAAAUCCCUUCUAAACUUUUCUGUAAAGUUAAGAUGAGCCAAGUAGGAUGAUUUGCAUAAUUUCCUUACCCCAGAAUAGGAUUCAUCCCUACCCUCUUCCUCACAGUUCUCUUUCAUGCAGCCAGUUCUGGAAAGCCAGCAGUUGGCGAGAUGCUACCUAUACAGUAAUCAUAUGUAACCCCAAUUUUCCUCUUUUUAAGGGUAUAAAAGACAGUAAUCUAAUGGUUCCCAGCCCAAAGCCUUUUUUUUUUUUUCUUUUUUUCUUUUUUUUCUUCCAGUACACUUAGUAAAGUAAAAUGCUUAUAAUAAGUCUAACAGCUACCACAGUUUUCUGUGCUGUGUCCUAUCAUUUUGGUCUCUGAGCUCUACAUAGAAGGAGAACAGGAGAAAAGGAAACAUCUCAAAAUGCCAUUGUAUAUUUAGCUUAUAGAAAAUUCACCAGCAGGAAAAAUAGAAAAAAAAAAAAGAAAAAAAAAAGUACUUAAUAAAGAAUGACUUCAUGUUGCUAAAAACCAUCAUUAAACUUGUAGCCCUGAUUUGACUCUAGAAUGUUGGCUCUUAUUGUUUUGUCCUUACAACACAUGGAUGUGUUUUUUGUUUUGUUUUGUUUUGGGUUUUUCGUUUUGUUUUGUUUUUUGGUUUUCAUAGUGCAUGUUCAUUUCUACUCACAAACAUGUUCUUGGUGUAUUUCUUAUGCAAACAAUCUUCAGGCAGCAAAGAUGUCUGUUACAUCUAAACUUGAAUAAUAAAGUUUUACCACCAGUUAUAAA